This is a messenger RNA of Aureobasidium namibiae CBS 147.97, 3441 nucleotides long. RefSeq lists its product as uncharacterized. Lineage: Eukaryota; Fungi; Ascomycota; Dothideomycetes; Dothideales; Saccotheciaceae. The record is from RefSeq and is a predicted model, not a curated record. The coding region runs from base 1 to 3441 and encodes 1146 amino acids. The transcript has a single exon.
AUGUCUACAGCUGCACCGCCACGGGGAGCGCUGAUGCGCACGGCAUCGGCUGAACAAGUCUUGCUACAACACCCGUCCCCCGGCCUGGAGAGCCUGCAGGGGGCUUACAUCAAGAAUGUCGAGCGUCUGGAGCAAUCGGCAGAAGAGAUGAGUCAGGGGGGGAGUGAUAUUGGCGAUGAGAUUCGCAAGAUGAAACAGGAACAGGACCGACUCUCAUUACGCUCGAGCAGUAUUGCCUCUGAGUCGCCGUCACUGUCGCACUCUCACUCUCAAGGCCGCGAGGGUCGCCAGGAGAGCAUCGACAGAGUCAUCAGCACCCGCAGUCGCAACCACUCGACCUCCAGCUACUCAAACUCCAUCGUCGACGUCAACAACCACGCUCGCUGGGGUGGCUACUCGCCCGGAGGAUACAUCACCAGUCCCGCCGUCUCACGCGUCAGCAGCUUCCACCGACCCUCUGGCAUGCCUGAGCCCGUUCAGGAAGGUCGUCCCCUCGACUCGCCCCUUGCCUCGCCCACCUCGUACUCGAGUCCACGCCGUCAACCCUCUCACUACUCGCUCGCCCCGACCCUUGAAGAUGCUGAGAUGCCCGGCGACCAACACCGACAUGCCAACGAUGCUGACAAGACCCCUGAGCCUGAACAUCAAGAGUGGGACAAGUCGAGUAGACGCCUUUCCGACCUUGACGAGCUGAGCCACUAUUCGCAUGACGCCAUACGAAACUACGAUGAGCAAGAUGAGCAGAGUAUCUACUCUCGUGACCAGCAGAGCCACUAUGCCCAGCCGGACCAACAGAGCCAAUACUCGCAACAUGAUCAACAAAGCCACUACUCGCAAGAAGACAGACAGGUCCCCCAGCCGCAACAGUACUCUCACCAACACAAAAUCAGUCAAGAGGAGGAAUGGCAGCAAGAAGCCCAUGACCUGUAUCAACGGGCUGCCGACCAACAAGGAUACAACGACUUCAUUCAGAACCCUCCGGAUCGCCCGCCAACCACCGACACUUUCCGCGAUGCCCGUUCGCUGUUCAAGGACUUUGACGGCGUGCAUUACUCACCAGUGAACGAGGAGGAAGCCUCGAGUAAUCUGCGUCAACGCAUGUCGCAAAUGUCCCGUCAACCUCGUCCUAUGUCAUAUGCCCGCCCUAUGUCUUACGCACAACCUCCACCAAACGAGGACAUGGUCUACUAUCCCGCUCCAGUCCCUCGCAUGUUGAAUCUACCCAAGCGGUUGUCACAAUUGCCCUCGGCUAGUCAGCAAGCCCAGCGUCGCUCUCAGGUCUUGAGCGCCAUGCCUCUUGCUUCUAGACAAAGCGCCCCCUGGCUACCUGCUCUCGAUCUUGGAGAAGACGAGCACGAAGAAGGUGCUUCACCGCCCAACCUUUCUCCUCCCCAGGCAAAGCAGCAGAGACGAAGCAUGAUGGAUCUUCAGGCCAGCAGAAUGAGCAUCGCUAAUCUACCUCCGCAAUUGAGAGCAUCCGUCUUCUUCGACAACGAAGGACAGAGGCCUCCAACUGAAGUCAAGGUCCAGUCCGCAUCUGCUGUGGCUACACUGGACAGUAUCCUAGCUGCAUCUGUCAAUGCCCCCGUCAACGUCUUUACUGACCAUCCGUUCGCUGGGAACAAUGGGCAAGACAUAUAUGCCCAGGAACGUCCUGCCAAUCGUCGUAGCGCAACUUUGUCCAAAAUUGAUAUGAUCAUGGACGAUGCACAACAGAAGGGACAUGACAGAUCUAUCAGCUCUGGUACGAUCGAGAAGCCGGCCCUAUUUAAGCGUAACAGCAUGAUGACUGUUCUCACCGACUUUGGUGGUAGAUCAGAGGGCAAGAAGCUGAGGAAGAGAAACAGUAAGAUGAGCCUGAUGACUGACCUGGAUAUGAAUGAUGGUGGUGACACUGCUACUGAGUUUGCAAAGUCGCGACCUGCUAGUGUUCACUUUGACAAACUCGAGAUCGAGGAGCCAGCCGAGCAAUCUCCUGAGGGCGAACAUGCCGAGGUGGCUGCUGAGGAAGAGACCGGAGACAGAGAGAGCAUCUACAACGAUGAACAGGACAUGAAGAUACCCUUCUUUGCGCAACCCACUACCCUGCUGGCCGAAUUACAGGCUCGCAAGGCUCAUCAAAAGUCUCGCAAUCGUGCUGCGGCAGAUGCCUUCCCCGAUGGCAUGCAUAGCACGUUGCUCCAGAUGGACGCUGUCAAACAGGUUGAGAAGAACAAGAAGAAAAAGCUUGGACGCACCAAGCUUGCAUGGGAAGAUCCAGGCGCUGAUGAGGACGAGGAGGAUGAAGACGUCCCACUCGGCGUUCUGUAUCCUACAAAGGGCGGUCUGAUAAACAGAGGCAAGAAAGACGAGUCUGACUGGGAUCGCCCCCUGGGUCUCAUGGAAAAGCGGGAAUUUGAAGAUAACGAGCCACUAAGCAGUCGUCGCUUCCGCCUCAAGGGCGUGCCCGCUGCCGAUGCACGUCGCAUCCGUGAAGAGAUGGAGAGGCAACGCCGUGAGGCAGCUCUACCACCACCCGAAGCAGUACCAUUGCCUGGAGAAGAUUCAAACGAAGAGGAAGAUGCGAACGAGCCAUUAGGACAACGUCUACGCCGUCUCAAACAGAAGCAGAUGCUCGAUGUGGCACUCGGCGAUGUCGCAGAAGCCGACAAACGCAAGUCUACUGCUUUCUCCGAAGAUAUCCUCAGCACAUUCGGUGGUAUAACAGGCACCAAAGUCAAGACACCCGAGCCAGAAGAAGAAACCUUGGGACAACGACGAGCACGCUUGCAACGUGAGCGCGAAGCAGAAGCCAAACGAGGCGAUGCAUCCGACCCCCCUUCAAUCCGCACAGUUCGCCCUCCUCUCCUUCGCUCUUCCUCUUCCCUCGCCAAUUUACUUGCCGCCCACCCUGUAUCUUCUCCUGGUGGUCCCCGCUCUGCCAACACCCAAGUAGGCGGCUCCCUUCUAGCCGACGCCGCCCGCGCAGAAGAGGAAGCACGAAGGAAACUUCGCGAGCGCAACGCCGCACGCUCAACUUCCUACAACCGGCUCACCAGCGGCAUGCCACCCCACUUGGCUCCCCAACCGGCACCUCCGCUCCUCAGCUCUAGAUCCACUGGCGCAGUACCACAGUACUUCAACCCGCAAACACUGCAACCUCAACAAGCACCUAUUAUGUAUCCUGCCCACAUGGCUGCUGGAGGUAUGCCUGGAUAUGGCUUUGCGCAACCACCUCCCUUCCUGCAACCUACAGCCCAAUAUGGCCACAUGAUGUUUGCAGGAGGCUUCCCUGGAUAUCCUCAGAUGCAAAUGCCACAGCAGCAGAUGAUGAUGCCUGUACAACAGCAACAGGCUUACGCGCAUGUGGCUCAGAUGCAAGCGGCUGGCGGUAUGCACGAUCCCAAUCUUGUUGCGCAGAGAGAUUUGAUUGAUCGGUGGAGGCAGAGUAUCAUGCAUUGA